Messenger RNA from Malaclemys terrapin pileata, 1638 nucleotides. It is a transcript of the gene MRPL19, whose product is annotated as mitochondrial ribosomal protein L19. Gene Ontology annotation, biological process: translation. NCBI's taxonomy places the organism in Eukaryota, Metazoa, Chordata, Testudines, Emydidae. The record is from RefSeq and is a predicted model, not a curated record. The coding region runs from base 687 to 1526 and encodes 279 amino acids. Gene Ontology annotation, cellular component: mitochondrial large ribosomal subunit; ribosome. Gene Ontology annotation, molecular function: structural constituent of ribosome. The transcript is spliced from 7 exons.
CCCUCCCCGGGGCUUCGCCCUCAGCCCCCAAAAGGCCGGGGGGGAACCAGGGUCCUGCCUCCCCGUCACGGCCCCCUUCGCGGGGGGAGGCCGGGCCCGCCCUGGUCCCUGCCGCCCCGCUCUCCCGUCCCCUUCCCGGGGCGGGCCUGCCUGGGUCCUGUCUCCCCUUUUCCCGCCACGGCCCCUUUUGUGGAGGGGCUGCCUGGGUCCUGCCCGCCGGCCGCUCCCCGGCCACUACCCCCUUUGUGCGGAGGCACCUGGGGCCCUGCUCCCUCUCCCCGGCCAUUGCCCCCUUUGUCGGGGAAGGGGGCGCUGCCUGGGUCCCUGCUCCCCCAUCAGUGUCCCCCUUCACGGGAGGGGCUGCCUGGGCACCUGCCCACUUCACCGCCCCCUUUACUGGGGUGCUGCCUGGGUUGCUGUGCCCUUCACUGCCCCCUUUGCGCACAGGGGUGCUGCCUGGAUCCCUGCUUCCAGCCCCCUCACCCCUCCGCCUUUUUGGGAGGGGAGUGCUUUCUCUGGCCCUGGAAUGUGUGUCACACCUGAUUACAUUGCUUUGGGUUACAUCCUCACGCAGUGUCUUUGCGCUUAUUUUCUCUCUGUAAAAAUCUCUCAAACCCUUCUUUCCAAAUUGACAAUUGUAUAGAUUACCCUAGUUUUUAGGUUGCAGAGAUCUGCUAAGAAGAAGGAUGGUUUUGUGGUUCUGGUCCAGGACUGAGAGGUCUGAUCUUGCAGUGAGCUCUGCGCAGAUCUUGGAGGAUCAAGGGUGCUUCUCUUCCUCUGGACUUCUGAGGGCUAACAGUGGAGAACCUACAAAAUUUCAGCCGCCUCCAAAGCCAGUUAUUGUUGACAAACAUAAAGAGGUAGUAGAGAGAAGGUUCUUGAGUCCUGAAUUUAUUCCCCCCAGAGACCGAACAGAUCCUCUUAAAUUCUGUAUUGAAAGAACUGACAUGAUACGAAGGCGAAAAGUGCUCGACAUUCCAGAGUUCUAUGUUGGAAGCAUCCUUUCUGUUACCACAGCAGAUCCAUAUGCCAGUGACAAAACCAGCCGUUUUGUAGGAAUUUGCAUUCAAAGAGGAGGAAAAGGACUUGGUGCUACCUUUGUGCUUCGGAAUAUUAUAGAAGGGCAGGGUGUUGAGUUUUGCUAUGAACUGUACAAUCCUCGAAUCCAGGAGAUCAAGGUUUUGAAGCUGGAGAAGAGACUAGAUGACAACCUGAUGUAUUUACGGGAUGCUUUUCCUGAAUAUAGUACUUUUGAUGUGAACAUGAAACCUGUGCCCCAUUCAGCUAAUGAUGAAAUUCCUGUAAACCAGCUGAAGGUCAAAAUGAAACCUAAACCCUGGACAAAACGUUGGGAACGGCCAAAAUUUAACAUUCAAGGAAUCCGCUUUGAAUUACCUGAAGAAAUGAUGAAAGAAGCACAAAAGUGGAGCCAGCCCUGGAUAGAAUUUGAUAUGCUGCGAGAAUACGAUACUUCAAAAUUAGAGAAGGAAAUAUGGAAAGAAGUGAAUGAAGAGCUAAAAAAAUGAUACUGCUUUUAUAUGGAGAUUACUGAGGAGGGAGGCCCCCUGAAUUUUUUAAUAUACAAUUCUUCAAUUGUGUAAGACUUGUGUACAAUAAAGUUAAUAUUUCAAAAACUUA